CUCUCAGUCUCUCGCAAUAAGCGCGUGGAAACAGCAGCUGUGCCGUCAGAUGCACCAGCACCGAAGAGCAGCGACGUGCAACAUUUCGCCAUUCAGCUCCGUUCACGUUUAUUUUACGGGAUUAUACUGAAUCACACAAAGGCUCGGAAUAAGCUUUAUGCAAGACGGUUUUGCUGAAUGCUGUGAUGAGCUCCUGAAAGCUCCGUUCUCCCUGGCCAGCUGUCUUGGAAGAGCGAGGGCUCCAGUGACAGCAGUGGCACCUGGAAGACUAACACAGACGAUCAGCCAUGGCUAGUGCAGCAGACGGCAUUGGCAGUUUGGGAACCGAACAGAGCCACAUUAAUGUGCAAGUGGCCGAUCCCGGCGCCUGGGCCACCGCCAUGAAUAACCUCGGCAUUGUGCCGAUGAGCCUAACUGGCCAGCAGCUGGUAUCAGACUCCAUCUGCAUACAAGGUUUUGACCCCAACUUAGGGAUCAUCACCCCAAUUAACCCCAUGAUGGCUGGGAUCAGUCUGGUACCUCCUCAUCCUGUGCCAACAGAACUUCCUGUCAUGAAGGAAAUCAUCCACUGCAAGAGCUGCACGCUGUUCCCACAGAAUCCCAAUCUUCCUCCCCCCUCCACCAGAGAAAGACCUCCAGGCUGCAAGACCGUCUUUGUUGGUGGGCUUCCAGAAAAUGCGACUGAGGAGAUCAUUAAAGAAGUGUUUGACCAGUGCGGUGAGAUUAUUGCCAUCCGCAAAAGCAAGAAAAACUUCUGCCACAUUCGCUUUUGUGAGGAGUUCAUGGUGGAUAAGGCCCUCUAUCUAUCUGGCUACCGGAUGCGCAUUGGCUCCAGCACCGACAAAAAGGAUUCGGGCCGCAUACAUGUAGAUUUCGCUCAGGCGAGAGAUGAUUUGUACGAGUGGGAGUGCAAGCAAAGAUUACUGGCACGUGAAGAACGGCAUCGGCGGAAAAUCCACGAGGAGCGGCUGAGACCUCCUUCACCUCCUCCCAUAAUGCACUACUCGGAGCACGAGGCAGCUCUUUUGGCUGAGAAAUUGAAAGAUGACAACAAGUUCAGCGAGGCAACAGCAGUGCUCUUCUCGUGGAUAGACAGAGGAGAGGUGAACCGGCGCACAUCGAAUCAUUUCUACUCGAUGAUACAGUCUGCCAACAGCCACGUGCGACGCCUAAUGAGCGAGAAAGCCCAACAUGAAGAGGAAAUGGAGCUGGCAAAGGAACAUUUUAAGAAUUCCCUGCUUGCCAUCCUCACACAAUUUGAGCAGAUUACGGCUGUGUUCACCGCUUCCACCAGACAAAAGGCAUGGGACCAUUUCACAAAAGCACAGCGCAAGAACAUAGACAUUUGGCGAAAGCAAUGCGAGGAGCUGAGAAAUGCUCACAGUGAGGAGAUCAUGGGAAUACGAAGGGAAGAGGAAAUGGAGAUGUCAGAUGAUGACUUGGAGGAAAACCCCUGCAAGAAGAUCAGGAUGGAGGACACAGUGCUGUCUGUGCAGUCUUGUGGUCUGAGGGAGGAAAAUGACAGUCUGCGCUGGCAACUGGAUGCAUACAGGAAUGAGGUGGAGCUGCUGAAGAAGGAGCAGGGAAAGAGCUACCGCACAGAGGAGGACCACACCCAAGAACAACAGUUGCAUUUCCUGCAGCAGACCAUGCAGAACAUGCAGCAGCAACUGCUUCGGCUCCAGGAAGAGCUGAAAGGGAAGGAGCUGGCGCUGGAGCAGGCCAGAGAUGAGCAGCGCUACCUGGAGGGAGAAGUCCUCAGCCUCAGGGAAAAGCUUUUGACCACCGUGGAAUCGGUAGAUUUGACAAACCACAGCUCUGAAGGCCAUGAAAAGGGAGUAAACGGGACUGCGGCACUCUAUCACCAUCGAGAGAAGAAUAAUGAGGCGGCCAUUUGGGGUCCCUUGAGAUCAGAGAAAGAGGCUCUUCUGCUGGGAAUCAUAUCAACCUUUCUUCACGUCCACCCGUUUGGAGCCAACAUCGAAUAUCUGUGGUCCUACAUCCAGAGACUUGAUACAAAGAUCUCGGCCAGUGAACUUGAGAGGCUAAUGGUUCGUCUGCCCAACAUGUUCAAGCAGGAGUUCAGCGGCGUUGGAGCGACGUUGGAGAAACGCUGGAAAUUCUGUGGGUUUGAGGCUCUCAAGUCUGCGUGACUCACAGAGCCAGAUCCAUCGAAACUGAGGCUGCUAGACCUCUCACAGAUCCAGAGUCAGUGAUAUGGGUCAGAGCCUCGCAGAUGCAAAGAACGGAGUCUGCACCCUGUAACUGUUCUCGGAUCAGACGGCACAGAAGGGAGUGAGACUCUACAUGCAGAGCAGCAUCAGAUGUAUUUACUUGAAAAAGCUCUUUCCAGACUUCUGUGCCGAUUGCAUAACUUAUCCAUCAGCAGCGGCGUCCCAAAAGACUGGAACGAUAUCCAGGAAUACGGCGCUACGGUUAAAAAUAUUGAAUGUUGAAUAUGGCACACAGAUGUGUGAUAGCGGCACUCGGUGUCAGACUGUUCGUGAUUGAAUACAUGGCCAAAGUGCUGGAUAGACAACAGCUGGUGCUCUUAGGACAUUCUGCUGUUCCAGGCGUCCGUGUUGUAUAUGUUUGUGUCUUCAUGCACUGUUAUUAUCGAUCUGCUCAUGUAAAUUAUGAUUUUCUAAAAAUCAAUAAAAAUACUUUUUCCAAAA
Misgurnus anguillicaudatus (oriental weatherfish) is the source of this 2675-nucleotide messenger RNA. RefSeq names its product ecto-NOX disulfide-thiol exchanger 1 (gene enox1). The record is from RefSeq and is a predicted model, not a curated record. Gene Ontology annotation, biological process: ultradian rhythm. Lineage: Eukaryota; Metazoa; Chordata; Actinopteri; Cypriniformes; Cobitidae. Gene Ontology annotation, cellular component: plasma membrane; external side of plasma membrane. Gene Ontology annotation, molecular function: protein disulfide isomerase activity; RNA binding; NADH dehydrogenase activity.